Molecule: messenger RNA, 3800 nt
Organism: Chroicocephalus ridibundus (black-headed gull)
Lineage: Eukaryota; Metazoa; Chordata; Aves; Charadriiformes; Laridae
Gene: UAP1L1
Product: UDP-N-acetylglucosamine pyrophosphorylase 1 like 1
Exons: 9
Coding region: 53-1558 (501 amino acids)
Biological process (GO): UDP-N-acetylglucosamine biosynthetic process
Molecular function (GO): UDP-N-acetylglucosamine diphosphorylase activity
Source: RefSeq, a predicted model, not a curated record
CCGCCCCCGCCGGUCCCUGCCGGCGGCGAGCGGAGGCCGGGGGCCGGUGGCCAUGGGGCCGCCCGAGGAGGCGCGGGCGCGGCUGGCGGGCUGCGGGCAGAGCCACCUGCUGCGCUUCUGGGCCGAGCUGGGCCCGGCGGAGCGCGGGGCGCUGCUGGCCGCGCUGCCGCCGGAGCUGGGCGAGCACUGCCGGCUGGCGGCGGCGGCCGGGGCCCGCCAGCGCGGCCCGCCGGAGCGCCUGGACGGACGGAUGGAGCCUCUCCCCGCCCGCCUGCUGGGCAGCGCCCGCCGCAGCGGCCCCGCCGCGCUGGAGCGCUGGGAGGCGGAAGGCUUGCAUCAGAUCUCGCAGAACAAGGUGGCAGUGCUGCUCCUGGCUGGAGGACAAGGAACUCGCCUGGGAGUGAGCUAUCCCAAGGGCAUGUACGACGUGGGGUUGCCCAGUGGCAAGACCUUGUAUCAGAUCCAAGCAGAAAGAAUCCGCAAAGUGGAGCAGCUCGCGGGCCAGAGACACCACUGCAAGUGUGCCGUCCCCUGGUAUAUCAUGACGAGUGAGUUCACGCUGGGGCCGACAGAGGAGUUCUUUGUAGAACACAACUACUUCAACCUGGAUAGGUCCAACGUGGUCAUGUUUGAACAGAGGAUGCUGCCCGCCGUCACCUUUGAUGGGAAGGCCAUCUUGGAGGAGAAGGGGAAAAUUGCUAUGGCUCCAGAUGGCAACGGUGGCUUAUACCGUGCUUUGGUGGAUAAUAAGAUCUUGGACGACAUGAAGCAGCGUGGAAUCCAGUAUGUGCACGUAUACUGUGUGGACAAUAUCCUCGUGAAAAUGGCAGAUCCAGCCUUUAUAGGCUUCUGUGUUUCCCAAGGGGCAGAUUGCGGUGCAAAGGUGGUGGAGAAGGCGUACCCCACAGAGCCUGUUGGGGUGGUGUGCUGUGUGGAUGGCGUCUACCAGGUGGUGGAGUACAGUGAGAUCAGCCUGGAGACUGCACAGCAGCGGAACCCUGACGGGAGGCUGACGUACAGCACUGGCAAUAUCUGCAACCAUUUCUUCACGGUUGAGUUCCUGGAGAUGGUGGCCCAGAAAUACGAGCCGCAGCUGAGGCAUCACGUAGCCAUAAAGAAGGUGCCCUACAUUGACGAGGAGGGAAAUCUGGUAAAACCGCUAAAACCGAACGGGAUAAAGCUGGAGAAGUUUGUGUUUGAUGUGUUCCAGUUCUCUAAGAAUUUUGUGGCAUUUGAAGUUUUGAGAGAAGAGGAGUUCUCGCCACUAAAAAAUGCAGACACAGCUGACAAAGACACUCCUACCACUGCUCGGCAAGCCCUCCUGGCCCAGCAUUACCGCUGGGCUCUCAAGGCUGGGGCCAGAUUUCUGGAUGAAAACGGUUGCAGGAUACCAGAGAAACUCAGUCUCUCAGGAACUGAAGACCCUCCAGCUGUGUGUGAGAUUUCUCCGUUAGUGUCUUACUUUGGAGAGGGUCUGGAGGCGUACAUGAAGAACAAAGACUUCCCUUCUCCCUUUGUACUCGAUGAAAACAAAGCGGAAAUGCUAGGAAAUUCUUGAAGAGCAGGGAGGCCUUUCCCCCUGAAAUCAGAUGUCUGUCUGUCAGAUCCAUUAUAAGAACCGACAUUACUAAAAUGUCGGUAUGAAGUGCGCUAUUAAAAAAACCACAUUGCUUCGCAGUGUCAGAUUGAUGCCAAAUCCUUGCAGCAGCUGUGUUUACACACACAUGCGUGCUCACCAGUUCUGUUUGGUAGCUGUGAAGGCUAUGCCUUUUACCUCCGUCUGUUUUGUAGACUUGGAUGUGAAUGAAGAUGAAUACCUUGCAGGUACCAAACGGAUUUUAUAUUUCUUCUUUGCUGUGCAUACAAUUAUGUAAAAGAGCCAGUCAUGGCCUAAUAAAUCAGCUUUGCUUUCAAGAAGAUUAAAUCUCUUCAGUGCCUUGUUAGGUAUCUUCUUUGUGCUGGUGGGAUUGAGAGUUUUUUUUGGUUUUAUUUUUACAUUGUGUGCACAACUGAAGAAUCAGUUUGAUCCGUCUUUCCCCUAAUCCUGUGCUGGUUAGAAGAUCCAGUCCAGCAAUUGCAUCCUCCAGCCAGCUCGCAGAGAGGGUCUGCUGUAGGUGGGGAUGGUGCUGUGUGUAUGCGUUGCCUGAGGUGUUUUUUCCCAAGCAGAACAGUCUGGUUUGUGUGUCUAGGCUCGCUGGUGCCAUUCCAAGAAAACAUAAGUAAAUAUGCAGCUUAGUCUGAUUGCUCUUUACAGCCGUAGUGACCUGUAUUUUUUAAUUAAAAAAAAAAAAAAGAAAUAGAUGAUGUGAAUUUUUUUCACAACAAGCCUCUGCUCUUCCUGGCUAUAACAAACAUUUAUUUUGCUUUUCUGUUUUCUGUUUAAUGUAUACCAUAGCUCUCAAAGGGGGACUCUUUUUAAAAGUGCCUGAAAGUAAUAAGAGGUAGAAUUUAACGCUUAACCAAAACCAAAAAAAGACUUAAUCUCAGCAUAACCAGCGUACACAGUAAAACACCAGCCUCUGCUUCUACAGUUUCCGGCCAGUUAGUUUUCCACCAUUCUUUCACUUAUGAAAUAAUUAUUUAGGUGCCUUCCUUUUAAAUAUAUUAUUAACUGUAAUGUAAAGUGUCAGCUAAUUAAGGACGCUAAUUGCCAGAACAUUUCUAGCUUGUGAACUCAUCCCUGGCCAAGAGAUCCCAGGGUGGCCGUGAUCCACAGCUGAUUGUUCCUGUUCAGCCUUUGGAUGCCACCCCUCAAGCUCGUGCCAGGCGGGCGCCGGCGCUGGACACGCCAAAGCCCUUCCACCCUUCCUGAGGGUACUCUGGCUGGGCUGCCGGGCGGCCUUUGCUAGAGGAGCACUCUACUUUUACCCUAAACCAGGCGUUAAGGAAGGUGUGGAGGAAGGUGCCUCACCUGGAAUGUUGUUAUUUCAUGCAUCUGCCUCUGCAGAGGAAUUGCCAAUGCUAUUUUAUUAAACGUAAAUCUUUUGAAUAACUUCUGUGGCUUUCUGUAAUUCCUGACGUGAAGCUGUAUACAGAAUGUUGGGGAAGUAUAAAAAUGGCUUUGAGGGUAAACACAGUUUUUAAGUAGGUGCAUGUUUGCCAAAGAAAGCAUCUAAAUGUCAAUGGCAGAGUUUUCAGGUAUCGAGUGUAUCUGCGUGCACCUAAGUAAUGAGCCUUUUGCACAUGCACACCAGCUAAUGACCGUUCCGAUUACCUCAUUUUGCAUGUGCUCCCAGUAAUUCCCAUUUUUAGUAUAAAUUAAGUGUUUCUCCUUGACACUCAGUUCUGUAAUUAUUUUCGCGCAGUGUUUUAUGGGUCAUUCCAUUCCUGUCAGUCGGGUUUUAUGUCUGAGAACAAGCUGUGUUGUAUCUUUGUGAGUAUUGCUCGCUGGUACAGGUGCACGCUCAUUUUAAAUUGCACUGUGCUAUAAAGAAAGGAUAUUUCUUUUGCUCUUUCUAAAGUGCUUUCUCUGUUGAAACGUCAGUUCCAAUGUGCUUUAAUCAUGUGUAUGCUGAGCUGCUGACGUGGUUUUUAGAGGUUGUUUUCAAGGAGAAGCUGAAUUAGAAUGCUGAAUGCCUUGUCUGUUGGGGGUUUUUUCUGUGACUCCUCACAUUUUAAACUGGAACACAGAAAGACUCUUGAGAGAAUGUUAAAAAAAAAAAAAAAAAUCUGUCCUGUAUGUAACAAAAUAAUUCUUAUGCAUUAUGAAAUGAAAAAAGUACCUGAAACAAAGGGAGGUCCUGUUGUACUCCAGAAACUCUUGGACAUUAAGCAUUUUUACAAUAAAGAUGUUACUGUGA